AUGGGACAUGGAAUCAAAAGGCUUCCGGAAAGCAUCGGGGCAGCGGUGCCGCAGCUGCGGCAGGUGAGGCUGGAGCAGGUGGCAUCGCUGGAGGAGGUGCCAGGCAGCAUUGGGCAGCUCCGGCAACUCACAGCCCUGGACAUCCACGCUCCCAGGCUGGCUUCGCUCCCUGAUACCAUUGGUGCGCUGUCCCGCCUGUGCGUGCUCAAUUUAUCACAUUGCCAAGGCCUGCAGCAGCUGCCGGCUUCUCUCACGCGCCUUGCCUGCCUGCAUGAUUUGAAUGUGGCUUCCACCUCCAUCUCCGUGCUGCCUGCUGGCUUCGCGCACCUCACCAGGCUGAGGGGCCUUUCCCUGAAAAUUUGUCCGGAGCUGCAGGGUUUCCCGGAGGAUUUCACGCAGCUGACAGCGUUGCGGCAUCUGGUGAUAAGCGGUUGCCGGCAGGAAAUCCAAGGCUGGCUGAGAAUGGAUGGCCAUGGGAAACUCGAUUGGCUGCUUGUCACCUUGUAA
This is a messenger RNA of Closterium sp. Yama58-4, 507 nucleotides long. Lineage: Eukaryota; Viridiplantae; Streptophyta; Zygnematophyceae; Desmidiales; Closteriaceae. The record is from the annotation of a GenBank genome assembly.